Lathyrus oleraceus (garden pea) is the source of this 789-nucleotide messenger RNA. RefSeq lists its product as uncharacterized. NCBI's taxonomy places the organism in Eukaryota, Viridiplantae, Streptophyta, Magnoliopsida, Fabales, Fabaceae. The record is from RefSeq and is a predicted model, not a curated record. The transcript has a single exon. The coding region runs from base 1 to 789 and encodes 262 amino acids. Gene Ontology annotation, molecular function: nucleic acid binding; RNA-DNA hybrid ribonuclease activity.
AUGGGGUGUGUAUUAGGCCAACAUGAUGAGUCUGGCCGAAAAGAGCACGCAAUAUACUACCUGAGCAAAAAAUUUACCAACUGUGAAAUCAAAUAUUCACUGCUUGAGAAAACUUAUUGUGCUCUAGCGUGGGCUGCUCACCAGCUGAGACAAUACAUCUUGACCCACACUACUAUUUUGAUUUCGAAGAUGGACCCGAUCAAGUAUACUUUUGAGAAGCCUGCUCUCACAGGGAGGGUGGCCCGUUGGCAAAUGAUUUUAAUAGAAUAUGAUAUCCAGUAUACGACUCAGAAAGCCAUCAAGAGUAGUAUAAUUGUUGACUACCUAGCUCAUCAGCAUGUGGAAGAUUACCAACCAAUGAAAUUCGAGUUUCCUUAUGAAGAUGUGUUGUUUCUAAAAGAAUAUUUCAACCGACCGGACCCAGAUGGAGGCCUAGAACCAGGAUCGCGAUGGACGCUCGUGUUUGACGGUGCUUCAAAUGCUUUAGGAAACGGUGUAGGAGAUGUCGUUACUUCCCCCACGGGUUUUCAUAUUCAUUUCAUUACCAGAAUCUAUUUCGAUUGCACAAAUAACAUGGAUGAUUAUGAAGCUUGCAUCUAUGGGAUUGAAGCUGCCAUUGAUUUGAGAAUCCAGUAUCUUGAAGUAUAUGGGGAUUCAGCUCUGGUCAUUAGCCAAAUUAAUGUAGAUUGGGAGACUCAUCACCCAAAUUUGAUUCCAUACCGAGAGCACGUGUUGAAGUUGAUUCCAUACUUUGAGGAGAUCAUAUUCGAUCAUAUUCCAAGAGAAUAG